UUCAAACUAAGAAAGCAUCGAGCGCUGCGUGUGAAGGUGGUAAAAUCCAAAGGUGUCAAGCCAAAUGCCCCCUAAGGAUUGGAAUAUUGACGAGCAUCACUUAGUUUGGGUUAAGGGGGCUAACUCAGUAUAGCGGUGAAUGAAAACAGCGUCAGUAAAACCACCUACGAUGUAUGUAGGAGCGUUUGCAUGUUGCAAAAGCCCACCCUUUCUUUUUUCCUACGGCACCAUCGCCUGUUCGUUUCGACAGGGGUAAUAUGUAGCCUACCUAAGGUAUGGUCAGUCGUCAAUACAUGUAUCCAAAUCGUUGGGAAUACUCUUCCAAUUGUCUGUCGAGUAUGUACCUACCGACCUAGGUACUUAACAAAUAUACAACACCGACUACCUGUUCUGAACAACCUGCGCCAUUACAUAGACAAUGUAGGUUCGCGGACUCAUGGAAAUCGAAUCGAUAGCACCCCCGUUCUUCGUUUCAAAGAAAGCCACCGACGAGACAAGUGUGUCCCCAGAGUUGACGUUGUGAUGAAUAAGAUAAUCCCCGCAUAAUUCAUAGGCCAGGAAAUCCUACAUUUCUUGACGAAUGCGACUACCUAGUACGGUAGAGUAACUCGAUAGAUUAAAAUACCAUCGAACCCCCAUAUUGCUUACUCGAGCAGUCGAGAUGCAUCUGCGCGAGCAUUGAUGCAUGCGUAAUACACGCAAAUUGCGUUGCAUCUCUCCUGCAUAACGGUAUAUAAGCGUGCCAAGCCGAGGACUCUUGAAGGUCUAGCACAUCCAUAGUAGGUACCUAGGUAUGGAGGUAGGUAGGUAUACUAUAUGGUGAUGAGAUAGAGAAGAGCCACGGUCUAGUCCAGGUACAGUGGCUGCUACAUAUGUAUAGGAGAAAGGACGAAUCGGGAGUCGUU
This is a messenger RNA of Hypoxylon fragiforme, 905 nucleotides long. RefSeq lists its product as uncharacterized. The record is from RefSeq and is a predicted model, not a curated record. Lineage: Eukaryota; Fungi; Ascomycota; Sordariomycetes; Xylariales; Hypoxylaceae. Bases 190 to 546 code for a protein of 118 amino acids. The transcript is spliced from 2 exons.